AUGGCCCUGCAAACGAAACAGCUGAGAUUCAGCGUUGCCAAAGUUAGUAUAGUGUGCAAAUCAAAUCUCUCACAGCCCCUAACCAGCUCCGAAUAUAAUGUGGUACAUUUUUGCUCAACACCAAAAAUGAAGGCGUCUUUCGUCUGGCAACACUGGUGGGAUUUGUUAUAUGAUUUUUUAAGCAUCUGUCAAAAACUUGACAUUUUUGUACGAAUAUUUUCAGACAAAAUAUCAAUUAUGUUGAGAAGACCUCCUACAAACAUUGAACUAAAGUUGAAUGAUAUUCAAGAAUACGAAGAAAUGCGUCAACAAAUAAUAAAGGAAAAAUCAAAUAAGUCGGGUUUUGAUUUGCCCACUUGGCAACCAGGUCCGAAAAUUAAGCAAGAAGUAUACAGCCGCCUUGGAUAUAUUCCACAGAGGCCCAUUCCAGUUCGAAACAUAUUUAAUUAAUACAACAUAAGAUUUUUUAUUUAUUAAAUUAAAAGAAAAAAAUCUUGAGAAUGUAGGUAUAUUUAUUUUAGAGUUUUUACAAUAAAUAGUUGCUAAGAGG
Brassicogethes aeneus is the source of this 550-nucleotide messenger RNA. Lineage: Eukaryota; Metazoa; Arthropoda; Insecta; Coleoptera; Nitidulidae. The record is from the annotation of a GenBank genome assembly.